Caenorhabditis angaria is the source of this 7502-nucleotide messenger RNA. The record is from the annotation of a GenBank genome assembly. Lineage: Eukaryota; Metazoa; Nematoda; Chromadorea; Rhabditida; Rhabditidae.
AUGUCGGAUACAGAAAAUCAAGAAGACUCUGAUAUUCGAAGAUCAUCGCGUAGAAGAGAAAGUUCCAAACAAACUUCGAGAAAAAGUGCGAUUGAGCGAUUGAAAGAAGCAAGAGAAACUGGAAAAUCGUAUCGACCAAAUCUCGAUGUUGAUGAUGUUUAUGAAGUUGUAGAUGAAAGGGAAUAUAAUGAUAUUGUUUCACAACGUCAAAAUGAUAAUUUUGUGGUGGAUGAUGGUGAGUUAAACGUGAACUAAAUGUCGUGUCUCAGCGUGUAAUGAUAACAUUUAAAAUUAUUUUUAUUUCUCAUUUUUAGAUGGAAUGGGUUAUGUGGACACUGGAGUCGAUUUCGAAGAAGAAUAUGAAGAUGAUUACGAAGAAUAUGGUGGUCCAUCUUCAAAAAAGGGAGAAAAGAAAUCGAAAAAAUCAUCGAAAAAGGAGAAAAAGAAGGGAGCUCUCGACAGUUUCUUCUCUGGAGGAGCGAAGAAAACAGUUUUGGAUGAUUCAAAAGUCAAAGUGAAUCUUGAAGAAGACGAAGACUUGAAAAAUAUGCUUGGAGAUAUUUUGGACGGCGACGAUGAUGAAGAAGAUGAGCAAGAAAAAAGGCGAAAGAGAAAUAUUGCGGCUCCACUUCCAAAAAAUCCAUUCAAAAGAGAAAGAACAUGUUAGUUUGGAAGAUCGAAGAUUUUAAGAUUAAAAAAAAUUGUUCCAGCAUCUCCCCCAUCAGAUGAUUUGGCUCCUCGACCAAUUGCGAAAAAGGCGAAAACCAAUUUUCUAUCAAAAAAUGCGACUCCAAAACCACAACCCAAGGCGAAACCGGUUGAAGAGCCAAUUCCAGAAGAAAAUGAUGACGAUGAUGACUAUGGUAGAUAUAUAAUUUAGAGAUAUACCAAAAACAAAAAUUAUAAUUUUAGGUGUUCCUGAUUACGAUGACAAUGAACCAAUUGCGAUCAAAAAUGAGGUCAACAUCAGUCCAGUGAAGCAAUCUGUUCAGGAAAAGCCGGAAGUCUGUGAAGAUGUGAAAGUUGAAUUAGAAGAUGUUGAGAUGGAAGAGGAUAAAACUGCGGCGAAAUUCCAACUAAGUUGUGAUAUGUGGGAUGCAGAUGAAACGUAUGUUAGGCUAGGCUGAACCGAAGGAGACUAUCUCAAUUUUCACUCUAGAUUUUUUUUUUACAAAAUAGAUGUUUUCUAGUAGUUUUCGACCCGCUGAUCAAUGUUUCUAUGUAUAAAAUUGCAGAACUCAACUCCUAACAUUAGUUAUGACGUGGCAAAGUGGAAAAUUUGGGACUUUAGGAGCUGAAAAAUAGCUUCAAAAAUGAUUUUCAUGCAAAUCUGAUAGCUCAGGAUACUCGAUGGCAUAAAUAAGGAAAAUAUGGAGUCUACUUAUGUUAUAGAGCUUCCUGAAUAAUGCUAUUUAAAUGAAAAUCAUUUUUGAAUCUAGUUUUCAGCUCCUAAAGUCCCGAUUCUUCCAACUUUGCCACGUCAUAACUCAUAAGAAGUUGAGUUCUGCAAUUUUCGACAUCGGAAUAGUGAUCAGCGGUUCGAAAACUAUUAGAAAAACUUAAGUUUUAUCAAAAAUCUUUUCCCUUGUCAGCACCAGAUAUUCUAAUAACCUAGAUUUUCCAGGCAAGACGAUGAUAGUCAAAAGGUUGAAGUUAAAACUGGAUCCGAAUUAUUUUAUGUGAUGGGCGGUGAAAAUGGUGAUACAAAAGCUAUUCGAAUGUAUUGGAUUGACGCAUUUGAAGAUGCUCAUAAAAAUAAUGGUGAGCUGGAAUAUUAUCCACAUCUGAAACUCUUUAUAUUUUUAUAGGAACUGUUUAUUUAUUCGGGCGAGUCAAAGUUAGUGAAUCUCAAUGGUCGAGUUGUUGUUGUGUUGUGAAGAAUAUCUAUAGACAGGUAUUCUUCCUUCCAAAGGAAACGGUAAGAUUCAGAUCGUUUUUUCAAACUCUAAUCCUCAUUUUUUUCAGAACGAUGAUGGAGAAGAUAUUCAACAAGUGGAUGUUUUCAAUGAAAUAUCUCAAAUCCUCAAAACAAAACUAAACGUUGUCAAUUUCAAAUGUCGUGCGAUUGAAAGAAAAUUGAUUAAUGAUAAAAAUCUCGGAGAAUUUGCUGGAGAAAAAACUACUGUUAUGGAGGUCCUCUAUGAAAGCACAUUUCCGAAACUUGACGCAAGUUUGACCGGAAAAACUUUCUCCAAAAUCUUCAACACAACUUCAACACCAUUAGAAAGAUUGCUAAUUGAGAAGAAGUUUAUGGGACCAGGAUGGAUUGAGAUUUUCAAUUUUAGUGAGUUUUAUUUUUUUGUUUGGAAAAUUGAACUUUAAAAAAUUAUUUUCAGCCGAAGCAACUGCAAAAGUUUCCAAUUGUCAAUAUGAAUUUGUGAUUGAUAUGGAGAGAAUGAAGAAUUUGAGAUAUUUGGAGAAUGAAAGUGUCAAGGAGCCGAUUCGUGUGAGAAUGAUGAUUAUUAAUGUAUUAACAACGCUGAAUGAGAAUAAGGAAAAUGAGGUGGGAAAUUGUUUUUCUUUAUUUCUUAAAAAAUCUUAUGAGGUUUCAGAUUUGCAUGAUUUCAAUGUUAUACAAUCCAAAAGCCAAUUUUCUUCAUCCAAGUGCUUAUACUCAAGAUUUGCAAAGGAAAUGUUGUGAGUUGAAAUUUAAAACCAAAAAAAAACUUAAGAAAAUUCUACGAUUCACGUGGGUUUCUAAAGGUUUUUGUUGAGAAAUCUAACCUUUUUAAGCAUUGCUCAUGUUAAAUUUCAAAAUAAAAUGUAAUUCUCAAGGAACCACCCCUAUCUAACCUAAAUGUCUAGGCCUCACAUCUAAAAAGUAGUAGGUAGCCGAGCCUAGAAAGCCUAGUUCUCAAGUCCCCGCCACUUCAAGCCAAAUUAUUUUCAUUUUUUCAGUGGUCACAAAACCUUCUGGAGGUGCUCUACCGUACAAUAUAAAACAAUAUUUACAAAAUGAAAGAAUGGAUCAAUUUGUCACUGUAACUGCCAACGAAAAAGCUCUUCUCACAUUGUUUUUGGCGAAAAUGAAUGAAAUGGAACCCGAUGUUAUUGUUGUAAGUUAUUUCAAAAAAAUCUUGAAAUUCUAUCAUUUUUUUUGCAGGGCCACGAUUUGCAAGCACUAACCGCAAUUUUGGUUUCACGAUUAUCUGUUUUGAAAAUUGCAAAUUGGUCGAGAAUUUCGCGCCUCAAAAGAACUAUCAAUAUCGGAAAAGUUGGGCAUAACAAAGCUGGACAAUGGGAAUUGACGGCUGGAAGAUUGCUUGUUGAUUCAAAAUUGGCAGCAAUGGAAUUGGUUCGAGCAAGAAGUUAUGAUUUAACUGAAUUGUCCAGUCAAUUGCUCAAAGUAACAAGAAAAGAUAUUUAUGCGGAUGAGGUUUCGAAAAUGUUCUCAGCUUCUGAUAAAUUAUUGAAAUUGAUCAAUUGGUCUUGGAAUGAUCCACUUUUAUCGCUCCGAAUUAUUUGUCAAUUGAAUGCUUUGCCACUUUUUGUACAGAUUACAAAUAUUGUUGGAGGAGUUACUGUAAGUUCACUGAAUUUUUAAAAUUCCCGCUUUCGGACCCCAAAUCUAAUUUUUUUCAAAAUAUUUCCAGUCACGAACAAUGAUGGGAGGAAGAGCUGAUCGAAAUGAAUAUUUAUUAUUGCACGCUUUCCACAAAGCUGAUUUAAUAGCUCCGGAUAAAUAUAAUCCAUUUGCCAAAAAAUCAGCAGCUGCUUCGAAUAAAAAUCAAACAAUCAGCGAGGAAAAUGAGACUACAGUAAUCCACGAGACUGGAGAAGAAGCCAAGAAGGGAAAAGCACAGUAUUCUGGAGGACUUGUUUUGGAGCCGAAAAAGGGAUUGUAUGACACUCUCAUUUUAUUAUUGGAUUUCAAUUCACUUUAUCCAAGUAUUAUUCAAGAGUAUAAUAUUUGCUAUACAACUGUUGCUCAUACUAAAGAUAGUGAUGAAGUUCCGGAUGUUCCGAAUUCAAUUGAUCAAGAAGGAGUUUUGCCAAGAGAAAUUCGAAAAUUGGUUGAAUGUCGGAGAAAUGUGAAACAAUUAAUGAAAACGGAGAAUCGAGAAGGAGAAAGAAAACAAUUGGAUAUUCGACAAAUGGCAUUGAAAUUGACUGCAAAUAGUAUGUAUGGAUGUUUAGGUUUUCAAUAUUCGAGAUUUUAUGCAAAACCAUUGGCUGCCUUGGUAACUGCAAAAGGAAGAGAUAUUCUAAUGCACUCGAAAGAUUUGGUUGAAAAAAUAGGAUAUUCUGUUAUUUAUGGAGAUACUGAUUCAAUUAUGAUUAAUACUAAUUCAUAUGAUUUGGCUGAAGCAAAGAAAUUAGGAAUUGAUAUUAAGAAAGCGGUUAAUAAAUGUCAUCGAUUAUUGGAAUUGGAAUUGGAUGGAGUGUUUAAGAGAAUGUUGUUAUUGAAAAAGAAGAAAUAUGCGGCAUUGACGAUUAAUCAGGAUACGAAGGUUGAGACGAAAGAAUUGAAGGGUUUGGAUAUUGUGAGAAGAGAUUGGUCACAAUUGGCAAAACAGGCUGGAACGUGAGUUUGAAUGGGCGGGGGAGUUAAAGUAACUCAAUUAACUAAUUAACAAAAAUUUAGAGCUGUUGUGGAUAAAAUCUUGGAUGCUUCACUUAGUCGAGAGGAACUUGUUUCGACAAUUGUUGAACUUUUGGAAGAAUAUCGAAAGCAACUUGAUGCUGGGAAGAUUCCUAAUGAAGUUUUUCAGAUUAGCAAGGUAAGUUGGCAGAAAAGAUGGAACGCGGAAAAUAUCCGGAAAGACGGAAGGUUUCCGGAAUUUUUUUUUAGAGUUCCCAAUUUUUUGUAGGACCAUUUUGUAGCUCUUGAAAUUAUCCACGAAUCUUUUCUCAAAAAAUUCUGGAAUUUUUGAGAAGCUGAAAUUCAGAUUUGAAAAUGACCCCUUCUCGAAAUUUUUAGGGAAUUUUGAAAAAUUCUAUUUAUGUCCUAAAAUUCCGUACGAAAUCCACAAUUUUUUCUAGAAAUUAGGUAAUUCGAAACACCCGAAAAUCGGGGUUCCAAAAAUUUGCAGCCAAAUUUUCGCAUUUUCAGAAAAUGCUGAAAACACCAUGUUGUAGCUCUUAAUCUCACAUUUAAAAUUUUUCUUAUGAUUUUUUCACAAAAAAUGUUUCCAUGGAAAUAAGAGCAUGACUUUUUCGGCUGAAACUCAAUAUAAAUUUCAUUUUUUUUCCAGCAAUUGACAAGAAAUCCAAAAGACUAUGCUGACAUCAAAUCACAACCCCACGCUUUUGUCGCGAAACGACUCAACGAAUCUGGAAAAUUCAAUUUACGUCAAGGUGAUAUUGUGGAAUAUAUUAUUUGUGAAGAUGGAAGUGGAAAUCCAGCAACACAACGAGCUUAUCAUCGAACUGAAAUGGAAGAGAAUAAAGAUUUGAAAAUUGGUAAGGUUUUUGGAUCUGAACGGAAAAAAGGGCACACCUCGGCCAAUCUCUUGUGGCAAUUUUUAAAAAUAUCUACGUUUGAGCAUUUUAGAGGUCCAAAACUGAAAAUUUACAGUUUUUACACUGAAACGAUAUUGGUUUCAGAAGUAGCAGAAUUUUGAGCUUAAAUAUUUUUUUAAGAGCAUUUAGUUUUCAAACCUCUUUUUUUCCCGAAAUCCUCCCCUCCUCUAUCAAAAAUUACAUAUUUAAACAUUUCCAGAUUUGGUUUAUUAUUUGGCUCAACAAAUUCAUCCGGUUGUCUCAAGAUUGUGUGCUCCGAUUGAAGAAGUUGAUGCUGUUCGAAUUGCUGAAGCACUUGGAAUGGAUUCGACGAAUUAUGGCCGCGCGGCUGCCGCACAAGCACAUCAAAACGCGGAAGAAGAUGAUUAUUUGUGGCAGCAAGAGGUUGGUUUCGCAAUAUUUUUGUUAUCUAAAUAUUUUUGUUUGUUUGUUUGCAGAAUUAUGAUCUUUGCGAGGGAAUUGUUAUUAAAUGUCCAAGUUCGAGUUGUGGACAAAUUAAUAUUAUUCGAAAUACUUUUGAUGUUGAGGUAAGGGUUUUGGGUAGACAAAAUUGUUUCGAAAAUUUAUUUUAUUAUGAAAUCGUGUCAUUUGAAAGUUUCAAUCGAUUUUCAUUUUUAAAACCGAAAAAUUCAGAAUUCAAGAGAUUUUUCUUAUUUUUAGGUUAAUUUUUAUUUUGAAUGGAAAAUCAUAUUUAUGACGUCAUCGGAGGUUUGAACUUGCCACUUAGAUUUGCAAAUUUUCAACAAAAGCCUAGUUUCCUUGAACUCAUUGCCAAAAUUUUGCAAACAAGUUCCAAAUUUUUUGAUAUUAAAAUUUUGCUUUGAAAAUGUACGUUUCAAAUUAUCUUGUAGUUGAAUCAGAAAAUUUCAAUCCCGUUUCUUCAAGGAUUGCGAAACCACGAUUGUCUUCACUAUCUAUUAUCUCCAGAAUUUCUUAAAUUUCUUCAACUUUUUGUCAUCCUCGUCCUAUACAAAUUCCACCCUUAAGUAAAAUGUAAAAUUCCUAAUCGAGAAGAAUUUCAUUCUAGAAUUCUGUUUAGUUAGUUUUUUGAAAUGAAAUGAGAAUUUUAAUUUUAAAAUGCUCCAACACGGUCACGUUUUUGUUUUUGUUUUUUAUUCGUUAAACGAAAACGAAUUUUGUUAUUCAAAUUUUGAAUUACCUUAAUGGAAAGAUAAUGGAAGAUUUUGGGUUAUUGUGAUUCAAAAUUAUGAGGUUACUGUGGAAUAAAAACCUCCAAAACGAAAUUUUGCAGACUGAUCCAAACUCACCGCGACUAAACCUCUCUUCUUGUUCAAAAUGUCAAGUUUCAUGGAUCUUUGAUGAUUUCCUCAAUGUUAUAAUCAAUCAAAUUGAUCGACAAAUGUCCGAAUUUGUUGCUAAACACAUGUCUGCUGGAUAUAAAUGCGAUGAACCAACUUGUGAAUAUAAAUCGAAUCAUCAAACAAUGAAAUGGUGUCGAGAAGGAUUGGAAUGUGUGAAAUGUUCGACGGGAAUUUUGAGAAAAGAAUACACGUCGAAACAAUUGUUCGAUCAACAAAUGUUUUGGAGAAAUAUUUUGGAUGUUGAAAAUGCGUUGGGAAAAUUGACGGCUUCUGAAGCUAGUGAGUUGUUUUCGGAUAUUGUCUUUAGCCGAGCCAAGUAGUCGAGACUACAAGGUUUAGUUAGAAAGUAGCGGAGUCUGAAGAAUCUAGAGGACGCUAGAGGACCUAGUCCUCAAGUAGCCGCGCCUAAACAAUUCAAUUGUCUAGGAUCGACGCUUAAAAAAACUACUUCUGAAGCAGGCGAGCCUACAGAGCCUAAUUUUCUAGUAGUCGAGCCUAGAAAGGUCAAUUGUCAAGUAUCAGCGCCUAGAUAACUUAUUUUUUAUCAUCAAGUCUUAUAAUUUUUCAGAAAGUGCCCGAAUGCGACCAGAAUUUGCUGAAACACGAAACGAAUCAAUUGAAAUGAUGAACCUUAUCAGUGUUAAAUAUUUGGAGAAAAACUCAUAUAAUCGCGUCGACUUGGCUUAUAUUUUUGCGCCAAUGAUUAAAUUGAACUAA